This is a messenger RNA of Misgurnus anguillicaudatus (oriental weatherfish), 2412 nucleotides long. RefSeq names its product peripherin 2-like b (gene prph2lb). Gene Ontology annotation, cellular component: plasma membrane. NCBI's taxonomy places the organism in Eukaryota, Metazoa, Chordata, Actinopteri, Cypriniformes, Cobitidae. Gene Ontology annotation, biological process: visual perception. The record is from RefSeq and is a predicted model, not a curated record.
CACUUUAAACCUGCUUCUCCACUCAUCACCGGUCUCUAACCUAAAACAUGCACAAAAGAAACAAGAAAGUACCUACAACCAAAAUAUAUGGAUUAUACGCCAAUAUCAGAAUAUACGGGAACUCAGCAGGCCAUCAUCCAGGAGUGUAAAAAUACCCCAUGUAAGCUGCUUAUGAGUCCCUAUUGUCUGUCUCUUCCAGUACUCACUGUGCAGCAUUUUUACCAUCCUCCCCAUUUGCCAGCAUGUUUUAUCACUCUGAAAUAAAAUUUACACCUGGAUUUAAACAUUUACUGCUUAGACAGUAAAAGUAACAGACCUUCCCAUUUACGAUGGCAGUCUUAAAAGUAACAUUCACGAAGACGAAUCGAGACAAAUUGGCCCAGGUUUUAUGGGUGCUGAACUGGGUGUCUGUAGUCACAGGGGUAACGCUAUUCAGUCUGGGCCUGUUCCUUAAAGUGGAGAUCGAGAAGCGCCGUGAGCUGAUGUCAAAAGAGAUCGACUCGGUGCCAAACAUGCUCAUCUCUGUUGGCUUGACUGCCUGUGCAAUUAACUUUUUGGGGGGCACGAUCUGUUACGACUGCGUGGACACCACCAAAUUCCUGCGAUGGAAGCUGCUGAUGCUGCCUUACAUCAUAUGCACAUUCUUCUUUACCUUCUGUAUCCUUGUGGGGGCCCUCAUGUGUUAUAGCAUGCGCAAUGACCUGGAAGAGUCACUGUUCCUGGGCUUGCGUGAUGCCAUGCGCUACUAUAAAGACACUGACAUGCCAGGCCGCUGUUACAUUAAGCGCACAAUGGACAUGUUGCAGAUGCAGUUUCAAUGCUGUGGCAAUGGAGGGUAUCGGGACUGGUUUCACAUACAGUGGAUCAGUAAACGACAUCUGGAUAUGACCAACAGUGAAGUGGUUGAUCGACUACAGAGUAACGUAGAGGGGAAAUAUUUGAUAGAUGGGGUGCCCUUCAGCUGCUGUAAUGUGCAUUCCUCUCGACCCUGCAUCCAGCAUCAAAUCACCAACAAUUCAGCGCAUUAUAACUACGAUUACCAGAAGGACGAGUUGAACCUGAACCAAAAGGGUUGCAGACAGGCUCUGCUAGAUCACUACACAAACAUAAUGCAGUCCAUUGGUUUGAUUGUUCUCACCAUUUGGCUCUUUGAGGUGUCUGUGUUGACCGGAGUACGUUACCUUCAGACGGCCAUGGAAAAUGUGCUGAGGUUAGGAGAUCCCGACUCAGAGUCUGAUGGCUGGAUUCUGGAGAACAGCAUAGCCGACACAGCCCGUUAUAACUUCAAUAUCAUCAAGAACUUGGGCAAGUGCUAUCAGGUGGAUGAUGACCCCAACAUUGAUGUACCAAGCACCAGUCAACGACUACAAGAGAAUGUGCCUGCCAGUCAAAAACCUGUGGUCAGGUAGUGCAAGAGACACUUUGGACACUGCCUUGGAGAGACAGAUCAAGCUCAACAAAUCUGACUCGUACUUAACAAACAGAGAAAGAAAAAUAUGUACACUGGAACUGCACUGGUCUGGAACUUUACUGCACUGUGAUUCCUGUGCCAUACAAAAGAAAAAUGAAAGAAAUGCUUCUUAGAAAGAGAAAAGCAUGUUUGGGCAGAUGAUUACAUGAUGGUAAACAUGAUGGUAACAAGAGUGAACAAAGAUACAGUAAUGGAAUAUAUACUUAUCUGUGCCUCUACCCUGUAAUGAAGAUUUUUUUGUGCAUCCUAAUAAUUUAAUGGCAAACACAUUUUUUAGUUAAUGCGAUCGAGAAGGGUUUAAACAACAGGCCUUUGUUUCAUUACUGGUACUGUAUUUUAAUACCUUUUGAGGUCCAUCAAGGAUCUUUUGGUCUUUUCACCUAAACACUCACUUACUUUGUAACAUUAUAGAUCUGUAGUUUUACCUCUAGUAAAGGAUCUUGUUUGCUUUAAAGAUUUUCUGGACAACAGGACCAUGUGGUCUCCGGACCUCCAGGGGCCUUGAGCUGAGAGGCUUGCAUUUGCCUGGUAGUAAAAAAUAAAGCAUUGCAAGUGUAAAGCCGAUAAAUCUGACGUUGCAAUUACAAGAUGCCUCUCUUACAAAAACUCUCUGGCAUAAAAAGGUGUGUGGCUCCAUUAAAGGCUGGUAGCCCGAGGCCUUGUUGAACCAUAAUGCAUCCUGCUUUACUGGUCUCAGUAAAUACAAAGGUAACAUCUUACAUGUAGCGUAAGAUUUUUCCCCCUGCUUUGUUUACCAGCAUGUGUUAAAAGCUGUGGUCAUGAGCCUUUUAGAAGUGUUUACAUAAAAAUGUAAGAAUGCCUGUGAUAAAAAUGAUACAUUUCCACUAAAUUGCCUUGGUGUCUAGACUGCAUAACUAGAUUGUUCCUGUUAUGUUUCUUGAGCCCUUCAAAGCGAGACAAACUUUUGUGCACAAGCAGCG